Molecule: messenger RNA, 6708 nt
Organism: Xyrauchen texanus (razorback sucker)
Lineage: Eukaryota; Metazoa; Chordata; Actinopteri; Cypriniformes; Catostomidae
Product: caskin-1
Exons: 21
Coding region: 360-4715 (1451 amino acids)
Molecular function (GO): protein binding
Source: RefSeq, a predicted model, not a curated record
GUGUCUCUACCAGCUUCGGGUCAAAGAGACGACUUCCUUUUGAACAUCUGCUAUUUUUGUUGCAUUGCUCAAAUGUCACAAUCCGUAAAUACGCUCAGCGUUUCGGCGCUGUCCCUUUAACCCGAAGACUGGACUCUGUCACGGUGGUUCGUCACAUCACAUCAGUACGAAAUAAGACUGCGUGGACAUCGCUGGCCACUCCACUGGGCAACGAACCUCGCGCGUAUCUGCGCACUCGACCUUUUUACGAUGAGCGGCGAGACCGUUACGGUCGCCUGGCUCCCUGAAGAUGCGCUGGAUGUAGUGGAACCAUGAUUGCGUGUGUGAGAGAGGGUGUAUGAGUGUAGUGAUUGAACAGGAUGGGGAAAGAACAGGAACUCUUACAAGCGGUGAAGACGGAGGACCUGGUUACCGUCCACCGGCUCCUGCAGAGACCAAAACAGGGCAAAGCGAAGCUCCUGGGUGCUGCUAAGAAGGUGAAUGUGAACUUCCAGGACACAGAUGGGUUGUCUGCCCUGCAUCAUGCUGCUCUUAAUGGUAACGUGGAGCUAAUCGCACUGUUGAUAGAGUCGCAAGCCGUUGUGGACAUCAAAGACCAAAAAGGGAUGCGGCCAUUACACUAUGCUGCUUGGCAGGGCAAGUGUGAGCCAAUGAAAAUGCUGCUCAAGUCGGGAUCAUCAGUCAACAGCCAAUCAGAUGAGGGACAGAUCCCUUUACACCUCUCAUCUCAACACGGCCAUUAUGAAGGAAGUGAGAUGCUGCUCCAACAUCAAUCAAACCCAUGCCUCAGAGACCACGCUGGGAAAACCCCUCUUGACUUGGCCUGUGAAUUUGGACGAGUCACGGUGGUGCAGUUGCUCCUUAGCAGUAACAUGUGUGCUGCUAUGUUAGAACCGAAACCUUCCGAUACCAAUGGCAUCAGCUCACUCCACUUAGCUGCCAAGAAUGGACAUAUCGAGAUCAUCAAGUUGCUGAUCCAGGCUGGUAUAGAUAUAAACAGACAGACUAAAUCGGGCACAGCGCUGCAUGAAGCUGCUCUCUGCGGGAAAACUGAGGCAGUGCGACUGCUGCUGGAUAGUGGUAUCAGUGCAGGGGUGAGGAACACAUACUCUCAGACAGCACUGGACAUUGUAAACCAGUUCACCACGACCCAAGCCAGCAAGGAAAUCAAACAGAUGCUGAGAGAUGCAUCAGCUGCCAUGCAAGUGAGGGCUCUUAAGGAUUAUUGCAACAAUUAUGACCUUACAAGCCUCAACAUUAAAACAGGCGAUAUCAUCACGGUCUUGGAGCAGCAUUCUGAUGGUCAAUGGAAGGGCUGUAUCCAUGACAACCGUACAGGAAAUGACCGUGUGGGGUACUUUCCGUCCAACAUGGUGGAAGUCAUCAAAAGGGCAGGCUCUAGAGGAUCUGUUUCCAGCCCUCAUGGUUCACCAACCCUCAGCGGCCAGCAGAGCGGUGCCAACGAGGACAUUUGGGUGCUGAGGAAACCUUUAGCAGCUGUGGGCAGUGUUGGCAGCAUGGGCAGCACAGGCAGUCUUACCAGUGGACGUUCGUCUACUAGUGUUCAAAGCAGUAAUGCCAAUGCUCACCUUGCCAACUCACCUGUGCCUGUGCCGACCACCCCAACACACUCACCUGGAAUUAACCCACACGGCCUCAAUGUGCCGGGACUGCACGCUCAAGCAGAGGGUGUGAAGCUGUUGGCCACAGUGCUGUCCCAAUCAGCCAAAGCAAAAGAACAUCUUAUGGACCAAUCACAAUCUGUAGAUCCUAUUUCAGGGUCUUCCCAGCGCACUCAGAGUGCAUCUGUUCUCCCUCGUCAGCAGAGGAAAAAACCCUUUGUGGAUCCAUUGCUACAGAGGAAAGACGAAGCUUCAGCUGAAAGCAAGACCUCGGAGGCUGUUGUUGAAUGGCUCACAAGUGCUCAACUGCAGUUCUACACAACAAACUUUCUCACUGCUGGUUAUGACCUACAAACCAUUAGCAGAAUUACACCAGAGGACCUCACAGCAAUUGGAGUGACAAAGCCAGGGCACAGGAAGAAAAUGUUAACUGAAAUCAGCAAAAUUAACAUCCCAGACUGGAUACCUCAAGAGAAACCUGCCAGUCUGGCUGAGUGGCUGUCUGCGAUUGGUCUGAAUCAAUACUAUCAGACUCUGGUUCAGAACGGUUAUGACAAUAUGGACUUCAUUAGUGAUAUUACUUUGGAGGACCUAAAGGAGAUUGGCAUCACUAAACUAGGACACCAGAAGAAGUUGAUGUUAGCUGUCAAACGACUGAGUGAACCCCCACCAGAAGCGGACAUUCCCAGCAAGGAGAGCCAGUCAGAAGAAAGCAAAGACUCAAAACAAUCAUUAGAAACCAGUGUGACCAGCACCGAACCAGAUGUGAACUCUGCCUCCUCUGUUAGAAUACGCAAAAGAUCGGAGGGGCAAGGCUCUCCCCGACACAGCACCCAAGGGCGUGGCAUACAAAGAGCUAAUGUCCCUCCCCCUCUGAAAAAGCCAAGCUCAAUCGAGAGCCCCAACCAAACACCUCCUCACACCCCUACAAAAGGCAGAACCUCCUCUUCUGCUUCAAGUUCCCCUUCACACACCCCUUCCUCCCCACUGAAAAUGCAGAGCAGGGGCUCUUGCGACUCGCCGCGUUCACACGCUAACGCCCGUACUGUCCCAUUACUUUGCCUACCGCCUAAAGGAGACACCGAAGAGGGCAACGGUCAAACGUCUACACCAUCAAGGCAUGGAAGGUCCAUUGAUGCUGAUCAUGAGUUACCCUUGCCUGAUUACUCUGUGAAAUAUGCCACACUAGGUGGACAUACAGUUACUUCCAGUAGUUCUGCAAAAAUCAAGGGAGAAUCCCUUGACAUCAACAGUGUCAAUCGCAGUCAGUCGUUUGCCACAGCUCGGCCUCGAAGAAGGAUUCGUCCCCCAACUCCGCCCAAACGCUCCUGCUCUUCUAUAUCCACGGGUAACCUGGCUGAUGAGGCUGUGGCAGAUGAUUUAAGGUCUAACAGGGCUAACAGUUUGCUACUCAAUGUGACAUACAGGGAGCGAAGGCGUAGCGACUGUGGCAUUGCCUCUGAAAAAACUUCAUCUGGGGGCAGCGUUAGAGACAUUGCAGCCAUGCUUGAAAUGUCCAAUCUUGGGAGCUGUGGUAAGGGAAGUGGCAGUACUUAUUUGCAGGCGAACCAAAACCUACUGCGGCAGAACCGUGACGCUUUGAGUUCAGAUGAAGACUGUCGUCGCCGCACAAUCAGUGGACCAGUACCUGGAUUUUCAGACUCUCAGAAGCAGCCUGAUGAAUGUGUGCAAGAAGCUGAGAUUCCUUUGCAUCAUAGAACAGCUCAUCAAGAAAACCCCUUAAAUAAACAGGUCCCCGAGCCACGUCCACGUUCCAUGAUCAGUCAUCUUGACGGGGGCAUUUCUUCUCUGCCACAGGAGAUGUGGUCACGGAUGGAUGCCACAGCAACUUUGAGAAGACCACGCCCACCACAUCACUCUGAUGGUGAAAAUUUUAACCUGACAGAAAGUGGUACGAUAAAGCGAAGGCCUAAAGCAUUAGCUCCACCACAAAGUAAUGGAACAAAUGAAGGUGGGCUAGAGAAUGCUCGGAGAAGGCCUAUAUCAGAAGCUUGUGUUGGUGAUGGUGGUAGAGAGGAAGUACCAGAUAACUUUGACUCUCUUCUCCGACAAAUACCGAAACCCUCAAUUUCACUCAAACCAGCAAUGGCCCUUCAAAAAGCAGACCUCCCAACCCCUACAAAGAGGGAUCCCUUACCAGGGCCAGAAGGUCAACAUAGUCCAGUGGAAGUUAAGAAAAUCCCUCCUCCAGUAUCUCCCAAGCCAAGUCCACCUCCUACACUGCCUAAACCAGUAAAAAUCAAGCCGAUCCUUCCCAUCGGAAAUACCAGCUCCCCUCACGCAGACGCUCUCAGCCCAUCCAGUGCCUCCUUCAGCCCUGCUUUAGCUGAACUCCAAGUGGAGUAUCCACCACAGACUCUGAGUCCAGUUACCCCAAAACCAACAGAGGGGAGCACACUUUCCACACGAGCAGCAAUUUCUCCUGCCCAGAGCCCUCAGACACCCCAAACGCCUCAAACCCCUCAAACACCGUCUACACCAGGGUCAGGCUCAGCUCCAGUGAAGCCCCCAAGAUCCUCCAUGGCUGGUCUCUCAGUGGACAUCCCUAGUCCUCUGGAAGUUGAACUUCCUGGAGUGGAUGUUGUGCAAAAGAGACUGAGAGAAGUAGAGAAGCAGAGAGAGGAAGAGGAAAUAAGGAAUCAAGACAAGACGGAGAGGAUGGGUCUCAUCCAGGUGGAUCCAGCGUAUGAAGGAGAACAAGGCUGCAUUUCAGGGUUCUCUGGAGAAAGUCAUGUCACAGAGAGAGGGGAGGGGGCGGGGCCUGUGGUUAUGAGGAGAAGGAAGGUAGGUGUUGCCAGACAGACACAAGUAGAGGGCGAAUCACUAGAUGGAGAUGGAAAGACAGCGGUGGGAAGCCAAGGGUUAUUGAAGAUUGCUGAAACAGGGGGCGUGAAACAACUCAGACUGGAUGAAACCAGCGCUUCCCUGGCUGCUGCUCUGGAAGUAGUCGAGGAGAAGAUUAAAAAGGAGGACAGCACUGUUGUGGAGAACAAGAGCACAGUCAAUAUCCUGGAUGACAUCGGCAGCAUGUUCGAUGAUCUUGCUGACCAGCUGGAGGCCAUGUUAGAUUAAAAAUCACAAAGAUCAGAGAUUACAUUGGGAUUUCAAAAUGCUGAAUCUUCAAGUUUCUCAGCGAGGAUAAGCAAAACCUACUUCGCACGUACUGGAUGAUUAUGCCACAUAGCAGGAACUAAAGUGUGGUCAGAAUGCAGGUAAUGGAACGUCAAUGAAAUACAAAUUUGUCCAAUUAAAACAAGGAUAUCUAAAUGCUGAAUUUCUAACGCCAGAGAUCUACAUUUGAACGGAAAUCUCUCAUUUUACUGGAACAUCUGUAACCCCUUCAUUCUCCACCAGCCUUUCGUCUUACUCUAGUGACCAGAAUAGGUACUGCUAGUAUAAAUUGCUGGUAUAUAUCCAAACCUGUAGAUACAGCCUGCAAACAUGCUGCUUCCAGAGAUAAGCACAAUUUAAAGAGAGACUAUAUAACAAGCUUUCUAAAUGUAAUUUAAGCAGAAAAAUGCUAAUAUGUGAGAAUGUGUGUACCAUAUGCAGUGUGAGAAUAUUGAUGAAUAUGACAAAUAUUUAUUUAGAUGGUUGUGCAAAAAGCACUGAAAGGCAGGCACAUAAUGUGCUCAUUUAUGAUGUUGGGAAGUUUAAAGAUUUAUUAUUAUUUUUGAUUGUCCACAUCUCUGGAGCUGGAGUCUUAUUUUAAAGGGGAAUUUUACAUUUCACCUUAUUGUCUUCAGCUGGACAAGUUAGUGAAAAACUCUUGGUUUGGACUGAAUAAAUAUGAAGAGCACAGCCCAAUUUACAGUAUGACCCUGAAAAUUUUCUCAACUUUUUGGACUGCUUUGUCCACUGUCAAUGUUUCUUAGUUCCUUAAAGAACUGUAAUGAAGAAAAGCUUUGAAACUUAAAGAGGUAUAUUGUAAUCUUCAUGUAUGUCAUUACUGUUGUUGUUGUUGUUGUUGUUGUUGUUGUUGUUGUUGUCAGUGUGUGUGUGAAUGUUUGACUGUGUAGUGAAGUUUUUGCAUUGACAAAUCCUACCCUGCAGAAGGUGUAAUACAUAGAAAUAGACAGAAUACAGAAUAAGAUGCUGAAAAGAAUAGUGUAUAUAUGACAUAUAGGUUUUACAGUAGUUAUCAUUGAUAGAAUAGAGUACGGAAUGCAUCAAUAUGGAAUGCUACAGACACCUGCUCAUUCCCAAACAAUAUGUUCUAAUAGUAUCAGUGUUUAUGUACUGUAUGUGUGUGUGCUUGUGUGUGUUGGGGGAUCUGUUUGAGAGACAGAUCUAGGGAGUGUGUGUUUAAAAUUAUGGAGACAGUAUGUUUGUCUUCUCUUACAAAAAUGUACCAUGGUAUUACCAUGUUUUUACGAACAUGUUGAACGAUUUUUGGACCUUUGGAGCGUACCAUGUAAAUUCCAUGGUAAUCAUACAGUACCAUGUUUUAUAUAAAAUAUAAAGAUGUACCACCAUAGUACUUUUUUGUAAGGGCUGAAUGUGUAUUGACCUAUUGGACAGUGCAAUUACUCCUGUCACUGCAAACAAAAAUGAUUUACUGACAAGAAGUUGCAUAUUCUAUAAUUGUCUAUAAUUUGAUCAUUUAAGAUUAUGUCAUCGCAAGAUGUUUAAGACUACAGAGCAAUAUUUUUAUCCAUGCACCAUGUUAUUAAUUUAGCUUUAUAAGUGAAACUUUAAAACCAGCCAUCUCAGCAGAAGUGAACAUUUCCGACAAUCAUGACAAUGUUGUCUUUGAUUCUGACCCUGCACAGUCAAUGGAAUAGAUGUUGGAGUAUAAACUUUUACAGUUUAAAAAAAAAAAAUGGUGUAAUAAUCCAGUUGUUUUUUUGUGUGAACCUUCAGCUGGCUAAUGUGUUUGUCUGAUCCUGGUGAAAUUAUCAUCAAAGACCUCUUCCAUGUAAAGAGCAUUAAGAAUAUGUGGAAUUAGCAUAAAUAAAUUGUUAUGAAUACAACCUCAGGGGCUGUUGAGAGUUUGGACAAGCACUUUUUUUUUUUUUGUUAGAGUCACAUGAAGGGAUGUUUUAUAUUAUUUUACAUUUUCUGA